GCGAAAGUAGCUGUAGGUUAAGAGAACCAGUUUGGACGGUUUAGACGUUUUUCUCCGGUAUUUCGUGUUGAGACUCGAGGAAGCAAAUAUCAACUUUUAUUAUGAUGAAAGGCGUUUGUUUGAGGCAGUAAGGGCAUAAGAAGAAUGGACGGGAGACUGCUCGGACCCGGUCCGUACAGGGCGACACAGCUGUGGAAUGAGACAAUCAAGCUUUUUCGCGGAGGAAUGCCACUUAAAAGACACUGGGCACACUUUCGGAGUUAUGAUAACAGUUUCACAGGAUCAGAAGCUGUCGAUUAUCUCCAUGCCCUGCUUAAGCGUAACCAGAACUUUGGGCCUGAGGUGACGCGUCAUCAGUCUCUGCAGCUACUGAGAAAGUUCCUUAAGAACCACAUUAUCGAAGAUGUUAAAGGACGUUUCGGUAAAGAGGACUUUGAUGACAAUGGCCGUUUAUACAGAUUUCCUCCACAGUCACCUCUCAAACUGCUUCCUCGGAAUGCGCCUUUGAUGCAUAGAAGUUGCGUUCCCCGGAUUCCACCCUGGGAUGACGGUGAUGGGAUACAGGUGUCAAACAGGAUACACAUGAAGCCUCUAGUUCUGAAUUCAGAGUCAUGGAACAAAAGGCAUAGUAUUGCCAUAGGAGAAGUUCCAGAAUGCAAACUGAUUCGUAAAAGAGACCUCACACCAAAGCAUGUGGAUCAUAUAUGGAAAUCAAUGACCUUAACUCAUCUACAGAAUAUUUUGGGCCUCCAGUCUUUAGAUGGGGUUGUUGAUGCUAAACUCUUGAGCCCAAAACACAUUGUUUAUAAUGUCUUCAGUGUCAACAAGCAGGGAAUUGUCGUGCUGAAGAACAAGGCAGAUGACUUACCUCAUUGGGUAUUGUCUGCAAUGAAAUGCUUGGCAAACUGGCCCAGUGUCAAUGGCAGCAUGCAGCCCACGUAUCCCGGAUUUGAGCGAGAUGUUUUUAGAACGGUAGCAGAACAUUUUCAGAGAUUAAAGGAGCCGUUGCUAACAUUCCACCUGUAUGAGAUGUUUGUGAACAUCCUGGGACUCCUCCCGAAGCAGCAGGUUGUGGUGGAAGCCCUGCAGGUCUGCUGCCUUCUGCUGCCUCCACCCAACCGGCGCAGGCUUCAGCUCCUGCUACGUCUGAUGGCUAAAGCCUGCCACAACUACACCCUCCCUCCACUCAACGAAGCUAUAGGAACACGCAGCCUAAUGGUCCAAACUUUCUCCCGUUGUAUUUUGUGUUCGGCGGAUGAAGUGGACUUGGAUGAGCUGCUGGCCACCAAGCUGGUGACCUUCAUGAUGGACAACCACGAGAGUGUCCUGAAGGUUCCCGUAAAUCUGCACAGGUCUGUGGAGGAGCACCUGACCCAUCUGCGAAGGGCUCAGAUAAAGUACGCAGGAGCAGACACGGAGUUCCCGGUGGACUCCCCUCCCCACGCGUACUGUACGCUGGUCAGCAAGGAGCAGUUUGAGGAGCAGAGUGUCACAGGCUCCCAGGGAGCUAUGGUGGAGCUGCUGGAAAGUCUCAUUCAAGACAAGUCCAUGUCCAUAAAGGACAAGAAGAAGAAACUGAAACAGUUCCAGAGAUCCUACCCUGACGUCUACCAGAGACGGCUCCCUACGCCUGCAAGUAAGGCUGCGGCGCUUCCGGAGAGACCUCAGCGGUUCAGGCCCCACCUGAUGUUCUCCACCCUGAAGAACCCUUUGCAGCCCUUCCAGCGGAGCUGGAGCUUCCGCUCUUAAUCUCAAAAUGCGGUUGGUGCAUCGUGGGAUUGCACAAUAUGGAAAAAAUACUGGAUUGCGAUUAUAUUGCUGCAUAUUGCAGGGCAUGGCCUGACACGAGAAAGCACACAGGUGAACCAUGACAUGGAUUUUCACGAACGUGUGAUGUGGUUCUUUUUGCCUGCAUUAUUUUCUCCUUAAUUAUUUACUUUUGUUAGGUUUUGAAGAACAAUAUUCAAACGAUCUAUCAGGAGCACUUGGUCAGGAUGCUCACAGCACACUGAGUAUUUUUUGUUUGUGUUUAUAUUUUGCCACUCAGAAUUGUGAAGGCAAUAUUGCAGUAUUGAGUCACAGAUGACGUAGUGUGUAGGCUGGUCCAUCAUAAAGGUACUAAAGUAUUAUAGGAAGCAGACCCGUAAGAGCAAGCUGACAUGGUGUACAAUGUAUUACUGUUCUGAAUCACAGUACCCAUUUGUUUUUUGGGUCUUUGGGUUUAAUGAAUCUCUCUUUUUCUGAAAGUUCAAACUACUGGGAGUGACUUUUCUGCCUGUCAGAAAGUACUCGCUCUUAAAUGGCCCAGACGUUUCUUCUAAGUUUAUAAUCAUUUGUCCAUAUGUAAAGUUUCAUCUGAAACAAGAUGCACAAGAUCUGUGGAAUUUAUUAAAAAAUGAUUGGUUGUCAUUUCAUGGUAUGCUGAGUACAUUUGAAAUAUAUUUGUAUUUAAAUGAGCUGGAUAUGAUUGGGGUGUAGUUUUUGUUUUGUACAGUUUUCUCUUUUUCCUAAGCCGAGGUCGUAACAAUUUUUGUAAUUUUUUUGACUUUAUAUGUAUUUGGAUGUUUACCACACUAAGAGACCAGGUCAUUAUUUCAUUCAAAGGAUGGAUGAAUACGUGAGAAUAUUGGAAGCAGAUAUGUUACAGCAAAACACUUGCAUAAAAAAUGUACUGUUUUAUCUCAGGACAAACAUUUGAUUUAAAAAUGUAUUUAUACUCAGAACCAGGAAGACAAUGUUAAAAAUAAUUACAUAAUAAUUACAUUUUUUAAUUAAAGUUAAUGUACGAUGACCACUGUUUUUUCCCACCUUUUCUUAUUUGUGAAGGUAAAAUGCCGUUUCAAACAUGUUUAUUUGGUCUUUGUUGUAUGUAGACAUGCUGGAGGUAUUGUUACUGUCUAAAACACUGCACAAUGAUCACUGCUGGGAUUUGAAAAAUACA
This is a messenger RNA of Electrophorus electricus (electric eel), 2941 nucleotides long. Its product is annotated as DEP domain-containing protein 1B. The record is from RefSeq and is a predicted model, not a curated record. Gene Ontology annotation, biological process: intracellular signal transduction. NCBI's taxonomy places the organism in Eukaryota, Metazoa, Chordata, Actinopteri, Gymnotiformes, Gymnotidae.